Messenger RNA from Penicillium longicatenatum, 1044 nucleotides. RefSeq names its product 2-hydroxyacid dehydrogenase. The record is from RefSeq and is a predicted model, not a curated record. NCBI's taxonomy places the organism in Eukaryota, Fungi, Ascomycota, Eurotiomycetes, Eurotiales, Aspergillaceae. The coding region runs from base 1 to 1044 and encodes 347 amino acids. Gene Ontology annotation, molecular function: NAD binding; D-lactate dehydrogenase (NAD+) activity. The transcript has a single exon.
AUGAAGUUAGCCGUGUUCAGCGCCAAAUCUUACGAUCGCACCUAUCUGGAGGAGGUGCGUAUCCAGCGGUUUUCUCAAUUGUGCGAGAUCGAGUACCACGCCUUUGCUCUGUCUGAGGAGACCGUCCCGUUGGCUAAAGGCUGCGAUGCGGUGUGCGUCUUCGUCAACGACACCCUCGAUGCGCGCGUGCUGCACGCCUUACAUGCCGGUGGCGUGCGGGCGAUCCUGCUGCGAUGUGCAGGUUUCAACCAUGUCGACUUACCGACCGCCGAAAAAUUAGGCCUCUUCGUCGCUAAUGUUCCAGCUUAUUCGCCAGAAGCGGUGGCCGAGUUCGCCGUCGCCUUGGUGCAGACGCUGAAUCGCAAGACUCAUCGUGCCUAUAAUCGCGUGCGUGAGGGGAACUUCAACAUCGAGGGCCUCCUGGGAACGACCUUGCGUGGCAAGACGGUCGGCAUCGUCGGAGUGGGACGCAUCGGUCUCGCGACGGCGCGCAUCUUCCAUGGCUUUGGCUGCCGAUUGCUAGCCCAUGACCCCUUUGCGGGGGAUGAGUUCCACCAGUACGGGACCCUGGUUGACUUGGACAACCUGUUGCAGGAGAGCCACAUUGUCAGUUUGCACUGUCCACUGACCGACAGCACGCGCCACCUUAUCAAUCAGAGCACACUUCGGCGGAUGCGGCCUGGCGCAAUGUUGGUGAAUACGUCCCGAGGAGGACUCAUCGAUACGACGGCAGUCACCCACGCCUUGAAGACGCGGCACCUGGGUGGAAUUGCACUGGAUGUGUACGAGGCUGAGGGCGAGUUGUUCUACAAUGAUCACUCCGGUGAGAUUAUUGAUGAUGAUAUCCUGAUGCGCUUGAUGACCUUCCCCAACGUUCUGAUCUGUGGGCAUCAGGCAUUCUUUACUCGGGAGGCACUCACCGAGAUUGCCGAGGUUACCUUGACGAACCUGACGGCCUUUGUGAACGGUCUGUCAUGCCCCAACUCCCUCGUCACGGAGGGCCAUGUACUCGUGCGAGCAGAUACGGCCCCAGUACGGAUGUAG